Aspergillus fumigatus Af293 is the source of this 510-nucleotide messenger RNA. RefSeq lists its product as uncharacterized. NCBI's taxonomy places the organism in Eukaryota, Fungi, Ascomycota, Eurotiomycetes, Eurotiales, Aspergillaceae. The record is from RefSeq and is a predicted model, not a curated record. Bases 1 to 510 code for a protein of 169 amino acids. The transcript has 2 exons.
AUGAAAGAAAAACUGGUCCGGAGUGGUCAGCAGGUCCUGGAUGAACAUGGCCACUUCGGCUUCUUGCACCAAGCCAAGCUCGCCAUCCAGCUGGCUGGCGGACAGGGCAGCCGCUGCGACCUUUCUCUCCGAUCUCCAGAGAGCAUGGGCAUCCCAAAAGGCAAAAUUGUGCUGGCCGGCAAUGGACACCACCUCGUCAAGUGGGCGAUCGGAGUAGAGAGCGCCUCGCGUUUCGGUCAGCUCCUGAAUGGCCACUCGCCCUUUGCGGGCGACCUGAUGUAUAUUUCCUACCACGGGAAGGGUCGGCGGCCCGGGAGGGAGUCUCUUAUCCCGGUGUCCAAUUCGACCAACGAUCAGGACGCCGUACGGGAUCGGAGAUGUAGUCAGGAUAUAGAGAACGGACAUGGUGAAGCAGAACAGCACGAUGGCGAAAAACCUCCGGAAUGGUGGACGAUGCUCCAGUCGAGAGAGACUGAGAAAGAGACCACCGUCGUCGAUGUGGUUCUUUAA